AUGGAGAUGGUUUCACUUGGGGUGGCAAAAGAUAUGAUUCGUGGGUUCAUUCAAGACUUGAUCGGUGUUUUGGGAAUAAAGCCUGGUUCAGGAAAUUUCCUUGUUCUAAUCAGACUUUUAUGGAUAAAAGAGGAUCUGAUCAUCGGCCAUUGCUCAUUCACCUUAUCGAACCUCAAGAUUCUUACAGAGGAAACUUUAAAUUUGAUAAAAAGACUUUUGGAGGUUGAUGGGGUUAGAGAUAAUGUGGCUAAUGCAUGGGAUUUUGCAGGCAGUUAUCGUAAUGCGUCUGUCUCUUUUAGGUUGAAAGCCUGUAGAAGAUCCCUUCGUGGAUUGAAGCACACUGCAAACAUCAAUUCAAGGGAUAGGAUUACUCAGGCUCAGAUUGCUUUAGAACGGGAACAAUCUGUGCUUCAACCUUCCAUAGCUUCUAUUCAUUAUCUUAAGAGGGAGUUGAUUAGAGCGCAAAGAGAUGAAGAAAUUUUUUGGGUUGAGGUUUUCUCGGAAGCGGCGAAAGGAGAGGUUGCAGUGGAAUUUUAUCAUCAGCUGUUCCGAUCGUCAAAUCCUUCCCCUUUCGAUACUUGGUUCCAUGAUAUGUCUCCUAAAGUCUCUUCGCAAAUGAAUUUGGAUCUCGUUAAGGAUGUAUCUGCUUUGGAAGUUAAGGAGGCUGUCUUUUCCAUCAAUCCAUCGAAAGCUCCAGGGCCUGAUGGUAUGUCUGCACUUUUCUUCCAAAGGUUUUGGGACAUUAUAGAAGAACAGUUUGUUAAAGAGGUUCAAUUGUUCUUUAAGCAUGGCAUUCUCCCAAGAGAAUGGAACUAUACCCACCUUUUCUUGAUCCCAAAGAUACCUAAUCCUCAGGCUGUUUCUGAUUUAAGACCAAUAAGUCUUUGCUCCGUGGAGUAUAAGACGAUAUCGAAGAUACUGGUCAGACGAUUGCAACCAUGGCUUAAGGAGAUCAUCUCUCCAUCUCAAUCAGCUUUUGUUUCGGAGAGACUUAUGACUGAUAACAUUACGAUCGCACAUGAAAUGGUUCACUCUUUGGGCAUUGAUGAUGAUAUAGCUUCACAGCAGAUGGUUGUAAAAACAGACAUGUCAAAAGCUUACGAUCUUUUGAUUAAUGAUCAACCUCAUGGAAUGAUCACACCUCAAAGGGGACUCCGUCAAGGCGAUCCUCUAUCUCCUUUCCUGUUUGUUUUAUGUACGGAAGGCCUCGUUCAUCUUAUGUCCAGAGCAGAACGUGAGGGGCGUAUUAUGGGAAUGAGGUUUGGUGAUCAUGGACCUUCAAUAAAUCAUCUGCUGUUUGCAGAUGAUUCUCUAUUUUCGUGCAAGGAAAACGAGGUCGAAAGCUUGGAGUUAUUGUCGGUCCUUAACAGUUAUGGAAAGGCCACAGGACAGGUGAUCAAUCAUGCCAAAUCCUCUAUCAUUUUUGGGAAAAUGGUUAAGAAGGAAUUCAAAAUCAAGAUCAAAGAAUGUCUGGGGAUCGAAAAAGAGGGAGGAGAAGCAAAGUAUUUAGGCCUGCCUGAAGUUUUAAAAGGUUCUAAAGUCAAGCAUUUCUCCUAUAUCAAAGAACGGUUGUGUAAAACAAUCUCUGGGUGGCAUGCGAGAACCUUAGGCAAAGAAGUAUUGAUUAAGGCUGUCGCCUCUGCUCUUCCUGUGGCUGCUAUGUCGGUUUUUAAAUUCCCUAAAACCCUUAUAGCAAGGGGAAUGGGAUUCAGAGACCUUGAGUGCUUUAAUCAAGCGUUGUUAGCUAAACAGGCGUGGAGGAUCAUUGAUGAUGAUGAUUGUUUGAUGUCUCGUGUUAUGUGUGGUAAAUAUUUUGAGAACAAUAACUUCAUCAAUGCUUGUUUAGGACGAAGACCGUCGUAUGCUUGGAGAAGCAUCAUCUUUGGCAGGAACCUCUUAAAGCAAGGUAUGAAGCAUUUGGUUGGAAAUGGACAGACCAUUAAUGUGUGGUCGGAACCUUGGUUGGAAGAUGUGAAUGGUUUAUGUAGACCCCCGUUGGGAAGACAGAGACUCUUUAAUGUGAAUCUAAAAGUGGCAGAUGUGAUUAACCAUCAAACGGGGAGAUGGGAUGAAAGAAUAAUGGAAGAGAUCUUUGUGCCUGGUGACAUAGCGAUAUUGAGAAGAAACCAACCUAUGUCCCUGGAGAAAGAUUCUUGGGUGUGGCGUCAUACUAGAAGUGGGCUUUAUUCUGUUAAAACAGGGUAUGAUCUAGCUUUUCAGAAUCUUCAUAAGGUAUUGAUUGGUGAGCAGUCUGUUUGCCCAUCAAUUAACCCUCUCAAGGAAGAUGUUUGGAAACUUCUAACUUCAUCUAAGAUUAAAGGAUUUAUAUGGAAAGCUAUAUCAGGAGCAAUUUCUGUUUUCGACCAUUUACAGGAUAGAGGCCUGAAAUCUGAUAUCGUUUGCCAAACAUGUGGAGCAGAUGGAGAAUCAGUAAACCAUGUUUUGUUUCAGUGUACUUUUGCAAGACAGGUAUGGACGCUUUCUGGUUUUCCUAUCCCAAGAGGAGGUUUUGAUGAUGGUUCACUCUUUGCCAACAUCAACUAUCUCUUGGUUAAUUGGAAAAAACGGAAAGAGUUGUUACAAAUUUGUAGCAAAGCUUCUGAGGAAGCUGAGUUAUGGUAUGCUGCACAAGAUAUGGAUGGAAGAUGCUUCGGGGCUCAUAGGGAGCCUACUUUUAUAGAAGCGGCUGUAUGGAAAGCUCCCCCAAGAGAUGUGUUAAAAUGUAAUGUUGGGGUCGUGUGGGGGAAGAAAAAGAAUAUGGCUGGUGCUGUGUGGGUUCUGAGGGACUCAAGAGGAGAUGUUCUCCUUCAUAGUCGCCGAUCGUUUGCUCAGGUUGAUUCAAAAGAUCAUGCUCAGUACCUAGGUUUGGUCUGGGCCGUUGAAAGCAUGGUUAGUCAUAGAUGUCUGAGAGUUCACUUUUCAUUUGAAGGAGGGUGUUUUGUUAAUGCAAUUAACAGACCCAAAGCUUGGCCUUCCUUCAGGUCUAAAGUGGUGGAGAUUAGAAAUAUUCUCAGGAAUGUUUUGGUAUGGAGGGUGGAAAAUGAGCCGUUUGCUGCGAACAGGGAAGCUCGGAAUAUAGCUAUUACUGCUUUAAAAGAUGUUUGGUUUCAGUCUUAUGUUGCCAGGGGCUUUCCCAGAUGGUGUUCUUAA
This is a messenger RNA of Brassica napus (rape), 3150 nucleotides long. RefSeq lists its product as uncharacterized. NCBI's taxonomy places the organism in Eukaryota, Viridiplantae, Streptophyta, Magnoliopsida, Brassicales, Brassicaceae. The transcript has 5 exons. The record is from RefSeq and is a predicted model, not a curated record. Gene Ontology annotation, molecular function: nucleic acid binding; RNA-DNA hybrid ribonuclease activity. The coding region runs from base 1 to 3150 and encodes 1049 amino acids.